Amaranthus tricolor (Joseph's coat) is the source of this 5723-nucleotide messenger RNA. RefSeq lists its product as uncharacterized. Bases 499 to 5388 code for a protein of 1629 amino acids. Lineage: Eukaryota; Viridiplantae; Streptophyta; Magnoliopsida; Caryophyllales; Amaranthaceae. The record is from RefSeq and is a predicted model, not a curated record. The transcript has 8 exons.
GUAUAAUCCUUCCUCAACUACAAGAGUAGUGCAAAAAAAUUCAUUUUCUCCCUCCAAAGUUCAACCCUCAUUCUCCUCCCCUCAAACCAGAAAAAACCCUAUAAAUUUACUAUCUUUUUCCUUUUCUGACUUAUUGCUGUCUCCACUCUUUCCACUUAUGCACUCUUGAUUCAACUUUACCAUUUCUUUCAGUCUUUCUUUGAAUUCUAUUGAUUAGCAUUUAUCAAAAGAUUCCUCCUUUUAUCUUUUGACGAUUCUUGAAUUAAAGGGUAUCAUCAGACAGUCCAAUUCCAAUCAAAAACUCAAAUUCUCAUUUUUUUUUUGCAUGAUCAAUCUUGAAAUUUUGAUUUCCUGUUUUUAUAUAAUUGCGAAACUAAAAUCAAAAAGGGUUUAUAGAAUUACUGUUUAUUAUUUUUUGUAACUAUCAAAAAAGUUUUAAAUUUUAAUUUCUUCUUGUGGGUAAUUGUAUAUGCAUUUCUGGGUUUUAUUUAUAUUGGGAUGGAAGAUUCUGGAGCAGCAGCUGCAGAUGAUCAGGGCUCUGGAUGGUUUGAAGUGAAAAAGAAGCAUAGAAGCAGCUCAAAGCUCUCAAUUCAAAAUUGGGUUGGGGGUUUAACAAGGCAGCAAGUAAAUGGAAAAGGUCGGAGCCCGAGUGUCAAAAACUACUUCCGUAUCUCAAGGCCGGAGAAAGAUGUGAUUCAAAAGGGUGUAUUAAGUCAUAAUCCUUCCUCCAAGGAGCAUAAGGACGAGUAUUGUCUUGAUAAGCGUAUUGUUGAUGACGUUGAUGGGCAUCCCGAGACACCGCCUCUUAAGAUUAUAACGACAACAGGUUCUCAAGGUAUCAAUAAAAACGUUUCCGAAAAGAAGCCUGGCAUAGCUCAUAGAAUUAAAUGGGGUGACCUAGAGGAAGGUGCACUUGCUUCUGAUUGUGGAACUGCUGCUGUUUCUGAAAUCCGAUUCGGUGAAAUUGGAGAUGAAGAUCUGGCAAUGUGCGGUUCCUCGAGGAAUGCGUGUGAUUUAAGUCCAUGCAAUCUGUCAAAAGACUACCACGUCGUAAACAAAGAUGUAGUUGAAGUACCAGAUGCAUCUAGUGAUAAAUGUCACACCGUAUCAUCCGUUUCAAAUAUUGAACCCCAGGAAGAAAACGGUAAAGAGGUGAAUGAAACCACUGACAACGGAAUAAUAUUGACAAUUAGCAAGGUAAUUGAGGCUAAAUGUGUUGGUUCAGAUCAGGAUGAACUAGAAAAUAUUGUUGAGAACCCACAUGAAGACUUUGUUCAUGCAUGGGAACCUUCGAAUGAUGUAUUUACCGAGGAGCCUGCAAACCUAGUUGAAUCACCAGUGCCCAUUCUCACCCCCGAUGUAGAUGCUAUAAGUUUUUUAGAUAUAAAAGAAGAUGAUGACGGUGAUGCAAAUGGGAUGAUAAUUGCGCAAGGAACGGAACCUUUUUCAUCUGUUCAUAGUCUACCCGAAUCUUCUGACAACCGUGAUGUAGUGUCCAUUCAUGCUGAUUGUAGCAGUGCUCUACCUACUAGAUCAUCGAUUGAUAAUUUAUCGAACACACCCAUUACAAGCACCAUCAAAGAACCCGAGAAAGGUGAAAGCAAAGAGAGGUUCCGAGAGCGGCUCUGGUGUUUCCUUUUUGAGAAUCUUAAUAGAGCCAUAGAUGAGUUGUACCUUCUCUGUGAGCUAGAAUGUGAUCUGGGGCAGGUUAAAGAGGCAAUUCUUGUUCUUCAAGAAGCUGAGUCUGAUUUUCAAGAGCUAAAUAUUCGAGUGAAGGAGUUUGAAACUACAAAAAAUUCGUGUCUAUCAGCAAGUGGUUCAGUAAUGAGUAUGAAAGGCGACCAUAGACGGCCUCAUGCACUUUCAUGGGAGGUUCGUAGAAUAACAACUUCACCUCACAGAGCCGAAAUAUUAUCUUCAUCUCUUGAGGCGUUCAAGAAAAUUCAAGAAGAGAGGGAAAAAAAGCGUGUCUCUGGUGAAGACGGUAAAAGCAGUAGUCAUCUUCCAACUAUAGUUGAGCUUUUAGGGUCAACUGUUCCCAAUACUUCUGAAUCGGAAACCAAGUCAAGGAGAAAGAGUGGAGUUUCAGAUGCUGCUCGUCUAAACAUUAGCAGGGAAAGGAGAAGCACGGAAGCAGGAAAGCUCAGCAAAAGCUCGGUACAAAAUAAUCGUAAUGCUUUAGUGACUUCGUCUGAUCCAAGCAAUACUAAGCACCCACCAAAAGGCAGUUCUGCUGCCUCUCUUGGUGGGAAAAUCAAUGUUUCCGGUGACAAAGAGAAGGAAAAGGAUAAGAGACAUUCGCAACCAUGGAAGCCAAAUGAUGCUUGGAAGGAGAAAAGGAAUUGGGAGGAAAUAUUGGCUCCUCAACGCCGCCUGUCGUCCCGUGUAUUGCAUUCACCUUCGGUGACUAGGAGAAGUGCGGAACGUGCACGAAUUUUGCAUGAUAAACUAAUGUCCCCCGAGAAGAAAAAGAAGACUGCCGUGGACUUGAAGAAAGAGGCUGAAGAGAAGCAUGCUCGGGCUAUGAGAAUCCGAAGCGAGUUGGAGAAUGAGAGAGUCCAAAAACUUCAGCAUAGAUCGGAGAAACUGAACCGUGUGAGUGAGUGGCAAGCUGUUCGGAGCAUGAAAUUACGGGAGGGCAUGCAUGCUCGUCAUCAACGCAGUGAAUCUCGGCAUGAAGCUUAUAUAGCCCAGGUUGUUAAAAGAGCAGGAGAUGAGAGUAUUAAAGUAAAUGAAGUGCGGUUUAUAACUUCCUUGAAUGAGGAAAACAAAAAGUUUUUGUUAGAUCAGAAACUUCGUGAUUCGGAGAUGAGAAGGGCGGAGAAAUUUCAAGUUAUGAAAACAAAACAGAAAGAAGAUAUGGCCAGAGAAGAAGCUGUCGUUGAACGCAGGAGACUCAUUGAAGCGGAAAAGUUGCAGCGCCUUGCUGAAACACAACGGCGUAAAGAAGAGGCUUUACUGAGACGAGAAGAGGAAAGAAAGGCGUCAAGUGCAGCCAGGGAAGCAAGAACCAUGGAACAACUUCGUAGGAAGGAAGAGAGGGCCAAAGCACAACAAGAGGAAGCUGAACUACUUGCACAAAGAUUGGCCGAAAGACUAAGUGAAAGUGAACAGCGUCGCAAGGUUUACCUUGAACAGAUACGUGAGAGAGCGUCAAUGGAUUUCCGAGAUCAAUCCUCACCCCUGAUGCGUCGUUCAGUGAAAACUCCUCCAUGUAAUAGUGAAGAUAAUCUAGCAAAUAACCUUUCUGCUGCAGGGGAAUCUGUUAGUGUGAAUAGCAUCAAUGGGAUGCAGCAGUCGCUGAAGCGAAGGAUAAAGAAAAUUAGGCAGAAGCUAAUGUCUUUGAAGCAUGACCUUCCGGAAACCCCAGCAGCUGAAAAUGUUGGUAUUGGGUAUAGAACAGCAGUGGCAACUUCUCGGGCAAAAAUCGGGAGAUGGGUCCAAGAUUUGCAAAGGCUUCGACAGGAAAGGAAGGAAGGGGCUGCAAGUAUAGGUCUAAUAACUGCGGAAAUGAUGAAGUUUUUGGAAGGAAGGGAACUGGAAUUACAGGCUGCUCGCCAGGCGGGUCUGCUCGAUUUCAUCUCUUCUACUUUGCCUGCAUCUCACAUUUCAAAGCCUGAAGCUUGUCAAGUUACCAUUUACCUGCUGAGACUUCUGAAAGUCGUGCUUUUCGUCCCCGCAAAUAGACGUUAUUUUCUUGCUCAGAAUCUCUUACCACCUCUGAUUCCCAUGUUAUCUGCGGCUCUCGAAAGUUACAUAAAAAUCACCGCAUCAUUGAAUAGUCCGAGCAGCACCGUUUCUCAACAGGGUAAAACUACAUCACAAAAUUUUGAUUCAAUCUCUGAAGUGUUAGACGGUUUCUUGUGGACUGCAACAGUGAUUAUCGGCCUACCAACUUUCGAUGAACGACAACAUCAGAUGCAGGAUGGUCUCUUAGAGCUCAUUGUUUCUUACCAAAUUAUCCAACGACUUCGAGAUCUUUUUGCACUGUAUGACAGACCACCCGUUGAAGGGUCUCCAUUCCCCGAAUCCAUACUUUUGAGUAUAAAACUUUUGGUUGUUUUGACAUGCAAAGCAUGUAAAGAUUCUUCUAUUGAUUGGAAUGAAGCCGAAUUAUUGGAUAUCACUAAGAAUUGUAAUCAUGGUUGUAUUGUUGGAUCUGAGCUUUGUGACGUACAAGAGAACGAGCAUUGUGGUGAUGCAGCUACAGAAAAACUUCUAAAUGACCCGAUUUAUGGAACGGUGGAUGAAAAAGAGCCGGGGAAUUAUCGUGUCGAGUUUAAUAGCAGCAAUAUACAGAUAGUUUCCGAACUUGAUUCCCAGAAAGAUCCAGAUUUGCUUGUUCGAAAAUCUAUCGACUCUCUGAAGGAUGAGAAAAAUUCUACAUGCGCUAAUAUCGGAAAGAAUGUUGGGGAUCAUAUGGGUGUCAAACAGCCGCAUACAUAUCUUCUUUCGGCCAUAUCUGAAACUGGAUUAGUCUGUCUUCCUUCGUUGUUGACGGCUGUGUUAUUGCAGGCAAACAAUAGGUUAUCUUCUGAACAGGGCUCAUAUGUGCUCCCGUCAAAUUUUGAGGAAGUAGCCACCGGUGUGUUGAAGGUUUUGAACAAUUUGGCUUUAACAAACAUCGCCUUUGUACAACAAAUGCUAGCAAUGCCAGACCUGAAAAUGGAGUUUUUCCAUAUUAUGAGUUUCUUACUUACACACUGUACCUACAACUGGAAACUUGCUAGUGAUCAGGUGGGUUUGCUUUUGCUUGAAUCUUUGAUGCUUCUCGGAUACUUUUCCUUAUUUCAUCGUGGAAAUCAAGCUGUCCUUCGCUGGGGAAACACUCCAACAAUCCUUCACAAGGUAUGCGACUUACCGUUCGCCUUCUUUAGUGAUCCGAAAUUGAUGCCAAUCCUUGCGGGAACAUUGGUUGCAGUCUGUUUUGGCUGUGAACAGAACAAAGGCGUGGUUCAACAGGAACUCAGUACCGAAAUGAUUCUUUCAUUGGUGAGGUAUUGGAAAAGUAGUUUGCCUUCCGUUCAGUUGAAAUCCCCGACAGGAAAUCCUUCUAUGGAAGACUCGGCUGAGAGUUCUUUAGUAACAAAUGAGCGGAAAAAACUACAAACCGAUGUGUCUGCAAAACAAAUCCGUUCAACUGCUAAAGGCUCCCGUCUUUCCUUGUCCAAGGGAAGUGUCUCAGGAAGUAGCAAUGGUAAAACUGGCAAGAUCCGAAAUACUCGAGAUAGCCGAACAAAUAAACCUUCUGAGGAUACAAGUUCAAAAAAACCGAUGGCUUCGGAAUCUCAAGAUAGUUUGCCCCUGUAUUGUAGGUUUCCGUCAAGCUUUAUCGAUAAAGCCGAAGAAUUCUUUUCCCAGGAAUGUAGCAAAGUAGAUGAUACAUGAAAGGUUUUCUUAAGUUCAGUUUGAAUUUAUCCUGCUAUUCUGACAACGAGGCACUCGGGAAUCUCAAGCUUGGGUCUCGAUUUGGUGUAGGCGUCGCAGCAAAUCUAUAACGAAAGAUCUUGUAACAUGAAUAACUUAAAUGGAAGGUUUUGUAUGAUCAGCUUCCCAUUUUGCUUUUCAUAUCUAGAUCUUUCCAAAUAUGUGAAUACCAUUGAUAACCAACCCAUUGGAAUUGGGUGCCGUGUAAAUGUAAAGAAAAACAGUACAAAGCUAUAGAAUCACAAGGAAUACACAUGAUUUGUACUUCGUGUUUUUGACUGAUCGAUUUCGAGUUA